This is a messenger RNA of Carya illinoinensis, 1323 nucleotides long. Its product is annotated as senescence-specific cysteine protease SAG39-like. The transcript is spliced from 2 exons. The record is from RefSeq and is a predicted model, not a curated record. Bases 43 to 1050 code for a protein of 335 amino acids. Gene Ontology annotation, molecular function: cysteine-type endopeptidase activity. Lineage: Eukaryota; Viridiplantae; Streptophyta; Magnoliopsida; Fagales; Juglandaceae. Gene Ontology annotation, cellular component: lysosome.
UCAUCAUUUCAAGUAGCCAUUUUUAAUACUUUGAGAAAGAAUAUGACUUUGAUCUCGACUGCAAGGGGAUUGAUCUUCCUGGCAUUGCUGGGGAUUUGGGCAAGUUCCCAGUUGCUUGAAGCGUCCUCCAUGACGGAAAGGCAUGAGGAAUGGAUGGCUCUCUAUGGACGCAGUUAUAAGGAUACUACAGAGAAGGAAAUGCGUUUCCAGAUUUUCAAGCGCAAUGUUGAGUACAUUGAGUCUUUCAAUAGUGUUGGGAACCGAUCUUGUAAACUGAGCCUUAAUCCCUUUGCUGAUCAGAGUAAUGAAGAAUUUCAAGCCUCUCACAAUGGAUUCAAAAGGUCCUCCAAUCCAUCUCCAGUGACACCAUUUAGGUAUGAUAAUUUUACUAGUGUGCCAUCUAGCAUUGAUUGGAGGAAGAAAGGAGCUGUUACACCCAUAAAGGACCAAGGAACAUGUGGAUGUUGUUGGUCAUUUUCUGCGGUUGCGGCCAUGGAGGGGAUCACUAGCAUCACAAAUGGAAAGUCAUCAAUCUCUCUUUCAGAGCAAGAAGUAGUUGAUUGUGACAUCAGCGGUGAAGACAAAGGUUGUCAAGGUGGUCUAAUGGAUCAUGCAUUUAAAUUUAUCAUCCAGAACAAAGGCAUUACAACUGAAGGAAAUUAUCCUUACAAGGGUGUGGAUGGAACAUGCAACAAGAACAAGAUAGCUUCAGCCACUAUCGCAGACUAUGAAGAUGUCCCUGCCAACAAUGAGAAGCAAUUGCUUAAAGCAGUUGCCAACCAACCUGUUUCAGUUGCCAUUGAGGCUAGUGGCUCUGACUUCCGGUUCUACAAAAGUGGGGUCUUCACAGGAGAAUGUGGAACAGAACUGGAUCAUGGUGUUACAGUAGUAGGUUAUGGAACUGCAGAAGAUGGAACUAAGUAUUGGUUGGUGAAGAAUUCAUGGGGCAUCAAAUGGGGUGAAGAAGGAUACAUAAGGAUGAAAAGAGAUAUUGAUGCUAAGCAAGGUCUUUGUGGCAUUGCCAUGAUGUCUUCCUAUCCCACUGCUUGAAUUAUAAUAAUGAGUGGUGAAUAAACCUUAUUCUCGUAUUGUCCACGUCGUUUAUUAUUACACUAAUACUUUAUCUUAGAACUGUGAAAUGAUACUUUGUAUCAGUUCAUGCAAAUGUAGACAAAACACUCGGGAAUUUACGAAUGGAACUGUUAUCUUGUUUUUCUCUUUUAUGUUUUUCUUGUUUCUCUUUAAUUAUGCUUGAAGCUCCAUAGAAUGAUUACAAGAAAAUUUCCACUCAUCAUUCUAACACCAUAUCCAUAUAUAAUUUUU